AUGGCCAUCCAUCGCGGCAUCCAAUCCGCCAUAUUCUACUACCUGUCAUGUGCACCAUGCUCCGAGGCUCGCUAUCGGAAGAAGAGGAAGCAGGAGGCUGCGAGAACUCGCGCGGAGAGGGAACUGCUGCAGGAGGAACACCCGAACUUGUAUCGACACCCUUCGCCGUCUUCGACGAACCCCCAUUGGCAGACUGAGAUUGCGCUGGGACCCGCGCUUUCUUCGAGGGGCAAGAGAAAGACCAAUACUGGGGACAGUCAGCGCGCGUUGAAGGCUGGGAGAGCUAGCAGCAAUGCCAGCGGGGAACCGAGCAUGGUCGAUCUGGCGCAUUCGAGUACGAAUGGGGAUAGGAAUGGUAGCCUCGGGAACUUUCGCUCAUAUCAGCGCGAAGAUGAGGAACUUUGGGGAUCUACUAGCAAUUUGGACGGGUCCAUGAACGGCAACAGUCUCCCCCGGCCUCAGCGCGCUCGAACGAAGGAUUCCCAUUCCUCGGAUUAUCGAACGUACCGCAAUCCUCCGAUCAAUGACCUUCAUCCGGCUACUUUUACGAAAGUUCAUUCGCGAGAAGAUGCCAUGUGGAUGAUGCAGCCCCCUCCCGUCGCAGAAGUCAUGAGUGGCAAGCUGCGUCCUCCGCGCAGUAGGAGCGAUAGUGGAGGCAGCUGUCUGAGCCCCUCCAGCUCGACCAUGUCUAGACAGGUCAGCAAUCGUCCACACAUGGCGACUCCUAUGUCUCGCGAGAGUUCCAGCCGGACGUCUAACGGACCCCAUGGCCAACGAAGCCCAACGACCAGCGAGAGGGACUUUGCAAUAAGCCCUAUCCUGAUUCCACAGAAAGAUAUACAGCUUCGACCGUCGCCCGUUCUGAAUCUAAACGAGUCUGAAGACUCCACCAAUACUGUCAUUCGCCGGCCAUCACUUGCUCCUGUGCCUUUACGAAGGCCAUUGACCAACCGAGCGGCUUCUCGUCCGCAGUUGUCGACCAUUGCUUCGGAUAGCAGUAUACCUGCUAACAGCCAAACUGCGCCUGAUUAUGUCAUUGACCGGCCAAAAGAGAAUGGACCUCCUGUCAUCACACAUAGCAGUGACGAAUCGUCUGUCUACAUCGACCCGUACGAGAGGCGAUCCGCCGUGCUCUACGACGAAGACCGCCUCAAAGUCUGGAACGACGUCGCCCCCAAGGGUGUCCGAGGCAAGAUCUUCCGAGCCACAACAGACAUCACCGACGCCGCCCACCGUAUCCCAGGCCAUCGACAUGACGAUAGCGAGGACGCCAUGGUCACGAUACGGCCGGAACUGUUUGACAGCUGGUAUACCCCUGACUUUGAGCUUCCGAAAUGGAUCCACGAACACACGAAGCGUGAAGUUCGCGAACGCUGGUCCAUGGAUUUUUGA
Zasmidium cellare ATCC 36951 is the source of this 1392-nucleotide messenger RNA. RefSeq lists its product as uncharacterized. The record is from RefSeq and is a predicted model, not a curated record. The coding region runs from base 1 to 1392 and encodes 463 amino acids. The transcript has a single exon. NCBI's taxonomy places the organism in Eukaryota, Fungi, Ascomycota, Dothideomycetes, Mycosphaerellales, Mycosphaerellaceae.